GACCGGCGCGGUCCGCCGCUGACCGCCGGCGAGCCACGACUCCUGCCCACACCCGGCAUGGCGGCCAAGGGGCCCCGGCAGCGGCCUCGAGGGGCGCCCGGGGAUGCGGCCUCCCGGCAGCGCGACGAGGUGCCCCCGCCGGCCGCUGAGGAGGCCAAAGCCGAGUCAUCUGGGAGCAAAGCAGGGCAUGUCUGGGCCCCUGAAGGAUCUACAGCAUUUAAGUGUCUAAUAUCGGCCAGGUUUUGUGCUGCCCUGCUGAGUAACAUCUCUGACUGCGACGAGACCUUUAACUACUGGGAACCUAUGCACUACCUCAUUUAUGGCAAAGGCUUCCAGACAUGGGAAUAUUCUCCUGUCUACGCGAUCCGCUCUUAUGCUUAUCUGUGGCUCCACGCCUUGCCAGCCAUGUUCCAUGCCAGAGCUCUGCAAACAAACAAGGUUCUUAUCUUCUAUUUCCUGCGCUGUCUGAUGGCCUUCCUGAGUUGUGUGUGUGAGCUUUAUUUUUAUAAGGCAGUGUGCAAGAAAUUCGGGCUGCACGUGAGCCGUCUCAUGUUGGCUUUCUUGGUACUCAGCACUGGGAUGUUCUGCUCAGCAGCUGCCUUCCUCCCCAGCAGCUUCUGCAUGUACAGCACAGUGAUAGCAAUGACGGGGUGGUACAUGGAUAAAAUCCCUCUGGCCGUCCUCGGAGUGGCUGCUGGAGCCAUCGUGGGCUGGCCCUUCAGUGCAGCGCUUGGGCUUCCAAUUGCCUUUGACUUCCUGAUCCUGAAAAGGAGGUGGAAGAGCUUCUUGCAGUGGUCCCUUGCAGCACUGGUGGUGUUCCUGGUGCCCCUGGUCAUUAUCGACAGCUACCAUUACGGGAAGCUAGUGGUCACGCCGCUCAACAUCGUCUUGUAUAACGUCUUCACACCGCAUGGACCUGAUCUUUAUGGCACGGAGCCCUGGUCCUUCUACUUCGUAAACGGAUUCUUGAACUUCAACGUGGCUUUUGCUCUGGCGCUCCUGGCCUUGCCGUUGACCUGCCUCAUGGAAAGCCUGCUGCAGAAAUUUCAUGUUCAGAAUCUGGGCCGCCCUUACUGGCUGACCCUCUCUCCUAUGUACAUCUGGAUCCUGGUUUUCUUCAGCCAACCGCACAAGGAGGAGAGGUUCCUGUAUCCGAUCUACCCCCUUAUUUGCCUCUGUGGGGCUGUGGGGCUCUCAGCUCUCCAGAAAUGCUACCACUUCGUCUUCCAGCGCUACCGCCUGGAGCACUACACGGCCUCUUCCAACUGGCUGGCACUGGGCACAGUGCUCCUCUUCGGCCUCCUGUCCUUGUCGCGCUCCAUGGCCCUGUUCAGAGGUUACCACGGGCCUCUUGACCUCUACCCAGAAUUCCACAGAAUCGCCACUGACCCCACCAUCCACACCGUGCCGGAGGGCCGGCCAGUUCACGUGUGUGUCGGGAAGGAAUGGCACCGAUUCCCCAGCAGCUUCCUCCUGCCAGAGAAUUGGCAGCUUCAGUUCAUUCCAUCCGAAUUCAGGGGCCAGCUGCCAAAACCGUUUGCCAAGGGACCAGCAGCCACGCGCAUGAUUCCAACGGACAUGAACGACCAAAACCAGGAAGAGCCCUCCAGAUAUUUUGAUAUUUCCAAAUGCCACUACCUGGUGGAUUUGGACACCCCAAGCGAAGCGCCCAGGGAGCCGAGGUACGCCGCCAACACGGAUGCCUGGAUGAGCAUUGCCUACAAGCCCUUCCUGGACAGUUCCAGGUCUUCCAAGCUGUUUCGGGCCUUCUACAUCCCCUUCCUCUCAGACCAGUACACCACCUACAUGAACUAUACCAUCCUGAAGCCACGACGCUUGAAGCAGGCCAGGAAAAAGCCGGGUGCCUAGCACCUCUCAGGACUGGAAGAGGGGCGCCCGAGGGCCCGGUUUCUGCUUCGGGUUUCAGAGCCCCGCCUGCCAGCCCCGGUUGCGGACGUGGCAUGGGCUGGUGGGGAGGGAAGCACGCCCACCUUUGGCUGUAAGGAGGCGCGAACCGACCCCGGAGACAGUCCUGUGCUCUGCUUUCGGAAACUCUUCUGGGGAAGGGCUGGCCAGGUGCGGUCGGCCAGUCCGUCGUCUCUCUUGCUGAGCAGCCGGCAGGGAUGAUGCUGUGCUGACGGAGAGGGGCCGCCCCCUCGUGGCAGCUGGAGCCAGUGGGGGCCACGUCCCGGGCCCUCCAGCAUCCCCCACCUCCACAGGCCAUCCCGCCUGCCCAGGGAUGAGCGGUCCAAGUUUUUCCCCCAGCGGCCUUUUGGAGAGAGAAUUCGGCAGGAGCAGCAGGGCUCUUCGUGAAAUGUCUGGCUUUGCAGCAUUCCCAAAUUUACAGCGAGGUAGGAAAGAGAGCGCGCUCUCCCCGUUUUUGUGCAGCGUCGCUGUGGAAGCCGGCCGCGUCAUUUCUCUGUCAUGUACCACGAGGCUGUCUUUAGUGCCGAUUAAAAAUCAGGGUUCAUCCUC
Varanus komodoensis (Komodo dragon) is the source of this 2475-nucleotide messenger RNA. It is a transcript of the gene ALG9, whose product is annotated as ALG9 alpha-1,2-mannosyltransferase. Gene Ontology annotation, biological process: protein N-linked glycosylation. Gene Ontology annotation, molecular function: alpha-1,2-mannosyltransferase activity. NCBI's taxonomy places the organism in Eukaryota, Metazoa, Chordata, Lepidosauria, Squamata, Varanidae. Gene Ontology annotation, cellular component: endoplasmic reticulum membrane. The transcript is spliced from 16 exons. Bases 58 to 1869 code for a protein of 603 amino acids. The record is from RefSeq and is a predicted model, not a curated record.